This is a messenger RNA of Eupeodes corollae, 1217 nucleotides long. It is a transcript of the gene dbe, whose product is annotated as KRR1 small subunit processome component homolog. Gene Ontology annotation, cellular component: small-subunit processome; nucleolus. Lineage: Eukaryota; Metazoa; Arthropoda; Insecta; Diptera; Syrphidae. The record is from RefSeq and is a predicted model, not a curated record. The coding region runs from base 123 to 1154 and encodes 343 amino acids. Gene Ontology annotation, molecular function: RNA binding. The transcript has a single exon.
UCACUAUUAACUUAAUCUUUUUUUGUAGCAAACCAAAUAAAUUCUCCGCAUUCGCACGUGUAGUUCAGAAAUUGUUUUUAUUUUUAUUGAAAAAUUAGAAAGUAAAAUAUAAUUUUAAUAAAAUGAGUGACGAUGAAGGUGACGACAACAAAUACACCUCCACCGAACCUGUAGAAAAUGCCUGGGCCUUAAAAAUCCCCGAAUUCAAACAAGAUCACAAUACUCACGGAUUAGUUGAGGAAAGUUCAUUUGCCACGCUCUUCCCGAAAUAUCGUGAAAAGUACCUCAAAGAGGUAUGGCCCUUAGUUCAGCAAGUAUUGGAUGAAUCCCAUCUCAAAGCGGAACUCGAUUUAGUCGAAGGCAGCAUGAUUGUAAAGACAACUAGAAAAACAUGGGAUCCUUUCAUUGUCAUCAAGGCGAGGGAUAUGAUCAAGUUGAUGGCCCGCAGUGUUCCCUUCGAACAAGCCAAACGUGUGCUGGAAGAUGAGAUAGGAUGUGAUAUCAUUAAAAUUGGAAGCUUAGUGCGAAAGAAGGACAAAUUCGUGAAACGAAGACAACGUCUAAUCGGUCCCAACGGAGCGACUCUCAAAUCCAUCGAACUCCUCACAGAUUGCUAUGUUCUGGUGCAGGGAAACACAGUAUCGGCUCUCGGACCGUACAGAGGUCUGCAACAAGUUCGAGAAAUUGUCACUGAAACUAUGAACAACGUCCAUCCUAUCUACAAUAUCAAAGCUUUAAUGAUCAAACGAGAGCUGGCGAAAGAUCCAAAGCUAGCCAACGAAGAUUGGUCACGAUUCCUGCCCAAGUUCAAGAACAAGAACAUCAGCAAACGUAAGCAACCGAAGAACAAGAAAGCCAAAAAGGAGUACACUCCAUUCCCGCCAGAGCAGCCUGAGAGUAAGAUCGACAAACAACUCGCCUCGGGUGAGUACUUCCUCAACAAGGAACAGAAACAAGGGCGCAAGAACAAGGAACGCGAAGAGAAACAAGCUGCCUCUGCAAAGAAACAGGAAGAAAAGCGUAGCAAAGAUUUCAAUCCACCUGAAGAACCCAAUCGAAAGAGGAAAGCGGACUCCAAUGAUUCUGGGAAGGUGGAUGUUAAGGCUUUGAAGGCCAAGUUGGCAAAAGCAAACAAGAAGAUGAAGACGAAAUGAGGGGUAUGACGAGGUGACGAUAGUUUUAAGCUUAUUUUUUAAAUAAAAGAAAAGUUAAAUUUA